This is a messenger RNA of Chironomus riparius, 1046 nucleotides long. Lineage: Eukaryota; Metazoa; Arthropoda; Insecta; Diptera; Chironomidae. The record is from the annotation of a GenBank genome assembly.
CAACUUUUGCCUCAUUAACAACCUGUUGAUACUUACUUUGUAUUUUUUGUGAUAAAAUGAUUUUUAAGUUACUUAUACUCAUUAUUACAAUAUCAUGCAUCAAUUCAUCUCCACUUAAUACAGUCAGUGAUGAUACACUGCUAGAUAAUAUUCGUGAAAGUAAAUACGUCCUGAUUCUUUUCGCUAAAAAGAAUUGUGGACAAGACUGUAAAUAUGAACAAAGCGUUGUGGCUUUAAAGGAAGAGUUUGAGAAUACAUUUAAUGAUGCAAAGAUCCUGAAAGUUGAAAAUUCACAACUUGUCAGGCUUUAUAAUCCAAUUAAAAAAGAUCCAUGUCUAGUUUUCUUAAGACAAGGAGUUCCAUUGAUUUACGAUGAAAAUGAUCCAGAUUCGACAGAGGAUAUCUUUAAUUUCUUUAGUGAGCAUCGUGAACCAAUUGUUAAGGAACUGGAUGAUACAAAUUUUGAGCAUUUAACACAAGCAUCGACAGGAGCAACAACUGGCGACUGGUUCGUUCAAUUCUAUGAUAAUUCAUGCAUUGACUGUCAACGUUUACAGGCUCAAUGGGAAACUGUAGGUGCAAAGCUUAAAAUUCGCUUAAAUGUAGCUAGAGUCAAUCGAAUAACAAAAGGAAUUUUGACAGCUAAAAGAUUUAGAGUCGAUACAUCUCCAGUCUUUGUUUUAAUCCGUCAAGGCAAAUUCUAUCGCUAUAAUCUCAAAAAGUAUGACAUUGAAAGUUUCGUUGGAUUUGCUUCUUCUUGGUUUAAAAAUGUUGGUGCUGAAAAAGUCAAAGUUCCAGCAAGCCAAUUUGAUAGUCUUAUCGACGGAAUUGUUGGUAAAUUGAAGGAAAUGCCAAAUGUUAAGGAACUAGCAUUGAAUGAGUAUCCAAUCGUGUUUUAUUCAGUUGCUGCAUUGUUUGUGAUCUUUGUGCUUCUUAAAUUGUUCAAGAAGAACCCACAAGCUACUCAGACUGAGCAGAAGAAGGAAGAAAAGACUGCAAAAAAGAAUGUCAAGAAAGAAAAAUAAAAUACCGUAUUUUGUAAAUUC